Molecule: messenger RNA, 1500 nt
Organism: Pantherophis guttatus
Lineage: Eukaryota; Metazoa; Chordata; Lepidosauria; Squamata; Colubridae
Source: RefSeq, a predicted model, not a curated record
CCUCGGCGGGAUGCCCCCAACUCACCUCCGCGCCUGCGCACUGGACCUCCGCGCCCCCGCGGGUCCAAGGCGUUCGGCCACCAUCUUGGUGUCGGGCCUGCGGCUUCACGCCUCUCCAGGGUUUCCAGGAAGUCCACUCCCUUCGCUGAUUGGCUGGCGGCCGACACUCGCGCCCCAGGAUUGGACAGGCCCUCCGCCAACUCAGCACACCCGGCGAGGAGGCGGGUACUCUUUUCCCAGUCCCGCUUGCCUUGGAGAAGGCGCAGCAGGCGGAAAUCCAACCGGGGCAGCCGCUUCCCGCGCUGUGCCUGCAGCCCCAGGCGAAUCCCUGCAGGCAGCUGCCCGUUUCCCCUCCGCCGGUCAACCCCCCACUUGUUCUUGGGCCAUCGCAGCGCCUCGUCCUCUCCCGGGCACUUUACAGUCACAAAGGCAGCCCCGCUCUUGCCCUGGGAAUCAAGCAGUCCCUGGACCCCAAGCGCAGGGAGGCGAGGGGCAGGUGGCACUGCAGAUGGGGAAGCUGUGCAAGAGCUGGCAGGCCAGAGGAGGAUGCACAAACCGGAGCAGCCAGGCUGGGACUUCCCUGAUCGUUGUUUAUUCUGGAUUGCUGCCUCGGUCCCAGGACGAAGGGCCGGUCCCAGCAGAGAAGGUGGUUGAGGCUCCAGAAACACCCAGCCUAAAUUGCCAAGAAGGGACGACAUGCCGCCCAGGGUUGGGGAGGCCACUUCUGUCUCUGAAUCGCUUUUUACCUAUUCCAGGGAAAGAUCCAGGCAGAACGAACACCAGCUGCCCCCUGCUCCUCCAGCCAGCCCAGGUGAUGAAUUAGCAUACAGGGAAGAUGUCCAGAAGUUAUCCACAUGGUGCUCAGGAAACAAUUUGCCCCUAAACAUCUGCAAGACCAAGGAGAUGGUGCUAGACUUCCAGAAGAAGAGAGAGGAACCCGCCCCACUUUACAUCAAGGGGGGCUGUGUGAAGAGGGUCUCCUCUUUCAAAUUCGUGGGAGUCCAUCUUAGUGAAGAUCUCACCUGGAAAAAUAUGAUCCAGGUGGUCAACAGACACUCCAUUUCCUUAGAAUCUUGCGGAAAAACAAGGUGGAACAACGACCAAUGGCCUCCUUCUACUGGUCUACAAUAGAAAGCAUCCUCACAUACUGCAUUACAGUAUGGUAUGCUGGCUUGACAGUCACGGAUAGAAAUACAUUACAAAGGGUUACUUCUGAAUGCAACGUAACACCAUAACCAUUUAGUAUGAUAGACUUGCAGGGCCAGAACAGUAUGUAACAUGUCUACAUUGGUGCAACAUAAUGUAAUGUUAUGCACACAUAUAUAUAUAUAUAGGAUUGUGUGUUUGUUAGUAAGAUCCAUUGGGUUAGGGUUUUUUCUUUCUUUCACUUAUGAGUUAUUGAGAUGUACUUUGUGUUGGGGAGGCUGCACUAAGGGAGGCUCAUCCAAUCUCAUUGUACACAUGUUGUGCAUUGACAAUAAAGGUUUGAAAUGAAUUGAA